Porites evermanni is the source of this 1921-nucleotide messenger RNA. Lineage: Eukaryota; Metazoa; Cnidaria; Anthozoa; Scleractinia; Poritidae. The record is from the annotation of a GenBank genome assembly.
UGAUAUUGUAAAAAUUCCUGUAGGUCUCCAAGUACCGUUUUUAGGGUUCACAGCUACGGGUGGUAUCCUAUUUCUGUUUCGGCCAGCAGCGUGAGUCCUUUACUCUAACACUGCAAUCAUCUCCUUCUCGACGUUGUUGCGUGCCCGAGUGGAGAGAAUAACAACAUGAACGAAGCGAUGCGAUCACCAGUCACCCCGUUCUCGAUUACAGAUAUUCUGAACCGGCACGAUGUCCCACAGCAGAAUAACAACAACUUCGUUACUUGGACUCAGCACCCGGGACAUACUCAUCCGGCUUCUCCGACGUAUUUGCCGUUGCCAACAUACUUUCAAGCCGCUCUACCAGGCGUCCAUCAACUUAGCUGCUACAAAACCUACAACGCCUCGCAGAUUCCCUCAGCACGUCCCUCACUAUGCGUAGAAAGAAAUGCAGAGGAAAGUACACAACGAGGAGAGGAAAUAGCAAAAGUUCACAGUGAGUUACUUAAGUUGCUCUUAGCCUGAUUAAAUAGAACGUUGUUGGCUUCUUGCAUACUAACGUAAUUUGUGUUAAUUAAGCCAACUUAAAUCAUAGAAUACCUGAUCUGAUUUGAGGUUUUUGCUUUUCUAAUACAGAAAACCAGCCGGAGAGAGACGUCAACCACACCUCGACUUCAAGUCCACAACAGCAAGCCAAACCACGAAAGAAGCGAUCGAGAGCAGCCUUUUCUCAUGCCCAAGUUUUCGAAUUGGAGAGGCGCUUUAGCCAUCAAAAAUAUUUGUCUGGACCUGAGAGGGCAGAGCUUGCUAGUGCUCUAAAACUAACCGAGACACAAGUUAAAAUCUGGUUUCAGAACAGACGAUACAAGACAAAACGCCGUCAACUAGCAUCCGAGAUUUGUCCGCCGAGUGCGGCGAAGAAAGUCGCAGUGCGAGUAUUAGUUCGUGACGACCACAAACAGUAUGAAGACAUAGGGUUAUCAACUCUAUCGAUGGCGCCUUUCGGCACUCAAGGCUUUGCUCCCCAUUGUGGUUUCUUCUACAGAUGACUUCACGAUUGCUAAAUCACGUCCUACCUACAACAACAAACAGACCCUUUACAUCAAACGAGCCAACACGAAAGACAGUGACAGGCAAAGAGUAGCGAGCAAAUAUUUUAAUCGCUGCCGUUUAUGAUUGUCUGCUUGCAACUGAACCUAAAACUUCAACUGUCGCGAAACGCGGCUUGCAAAAGACUCGCUUGUGCUGAAGAUUAGUAAAGGAUAACGUUUAAACGGUAAGCUACGGAAGUGCAUCACUUGUGUCCGGUGAAUUACCUGGAGUGGUGUACUCUGUUAAAGUUUACUUACAUCAUCGAAAACAGAUUGCGCGAGUGUUAGACUCUUAAUUACCUUUAAUCCGAGAUUAAGAUUAACAAGAGUGUAUAAUAGUGUACAGUGAAGUCAAGAGAUGAGGGGAAAAAACCGAACAAGAAAUAAAUUUGUCACACUUACAAAUUAAUACAUUGAUAAGGAGUGGAUAAGGAAUGGAAAGAGACAAUGUGUGUUAAUAAUUCUAGCCUUAAAUUAGUUUCAAAAACUUUUCAUAAUCCUUCACGUAGGGAUCGAAGCGAUUCAAUACGAACGGGCAUCAGUAACCCAUAAGCAGAGCUGGAGUAAUUGUCUCAGUCAGUUUUUCUGCCUUACCAUUACACAUUUGAAAAGCACGUAUCUAGGUUUGGGAGUGCAGGAAAACAAGCAUGGAACGGAUGUAGUCUAAAUAAAUACAAAUCGCAAGACGCGAAAUCACGCUUUUCCUUUCAAGAAUUCCUUUGCUUUUAGAGUCCGAAAGUUUCAGGUCGCGUCCAGCAGGGCUAGACGAUGGGGUUCUAAAAUAGAAUCGCGACUUCAUUGAGGAUGAAAUAAAAAUGUAUAAAAAGCCCAGGGUGACAUGUUUGUCUACA